Messenger RNA from Eptesicus fuscus (big brown bat), 2061 nucleotides. RefSeq names its product plasmalemma vesicle associated protein (gene PLVAP). The transcript has 6 exons. NCBI's taxonomy places the organism in Eukaryota, Metazoa, Chordata, Mammalia, Chiroptera, Vespertilionidae. The record is from RefSeq and is a predicted model, not a curated record. Gene Ontology annotation, cellular component: caveola. Gene Ontology annotation, biological process: positive regulation of cellular extravasation; regulation of vascular permeability. The coding region runs from base 99 to 1418 and encodes 439 amino acids.
GCGGCAGGGUCCAGAAGGGGCAAGCCACCACCCAGAGCAGACCAGCCAGCGGAGCCGCAUCAGGGCACCCGGCAGGCGGGCGGCAACCCGGGGUGGAGAUGGGCCUGGCCACGGAGCACGGAGGGGCCUAUGCCCGGGCCGGGGGCAGCUCCCGGGGCUGCUGGUAUUACCUGCGCUAUUUCUUCCUCUUCAUCUCGCUCAUCCAGUUCCUCAUCAUCCUGGGCCUGGUCCUCUUCAUGGUCUACGGCAACGUGCACGUGGGCACCGAGUCCAACCUGCGGGACACGGAGCGCCGAGCGGAGGGCCUGUACAACCAGGUCGUGGGGCUCUCGGCCAGCCAGGCCAACCUGACCAAGGAGCUCAACCUCACCGCCCGCGCCAAGGAUGCCAUCAUGCAGAUGCUGCUGGGCUCCCGCCGAGACCUGGACCGGAUCAACGCCAGCUUCCGCCAGUGCCAGGCCGACCGGAUGGUCUACAUGAACAACCAGAAGUACAUGGCCGCCAUUAUCCUGAGCGAGAAACAGUGCCAAGAACAACUCAAGGAGACUAACAAGAGCUGCAACGCCUUGCUCUUCGCGCUGAACCAGAAGACCAAGAUGCUAGAGGUGGAGGUGGCCAAGGAGAAGGCUGUGUGCACCAAGGACAAGGAGGGCCUGGGGCUGAGCAAGCGGUUGGUGGAUGAGCAACUGGCUGAUUGCAACAAGGCCCUGGAGCAGCAACAGCAGGAGCGACAGAUGGCCAAGAAUCAUCUGCAGAAGGUGCAGAACCUCUGCACCCAACUGGACAAGGACAAGUUUGAGGCGGACCUACGCAACCUCUGGAGGGACUCCAUUAUCCCGCGCACCCUCGAAACACUGAGCUACAGCGCGUACCAUCCCAUCGGCGAAGUGGCCUCCGUACGGAGAAUGUGCGACCACAUGCCUACCCUCAUGAGCACCAAGGUGGAGGAGCUGGCCCAGAGACUGCGGGUUGACAUCCAGCGUGUGGCCCAAGAGAACGCAGACCUCCAGCGCCAGAAGCUGGAGGCUGAGCAGGUCCUGCGGGCCAGUCAGAUGGCCAAAGAGAAGGUAGAGAAGGAAGCCCAGGCCCGGGAGGCCAAGCUCCAGGCCGAGUGUGCCAAGCAGACCCAGCUAGCGCUGGAGGAGAAGGCAGCGCUGCGGAAGGAGCGAGACAACCUGGCCAAGGAGCUGGAGGAGAAGAAGCGGGAGGCCGAGCAGCUCAAGAUGCAGCUGGCUGUCAGCAACUCCGCCCUGGACACCUGCAUAAAGGCCAAGUCGCUGCCGAUGUCUAUGCCAAGACCUGUUGGCCCUGCCCCCAACCCCCAGCCUAUCGACCCGGCUAGCCUGGAGGAAUUCAAGAAGAGGAUCCUGGAGUCCCAGUGGCCCCCUGCAGGCAACGCAGUCCCAUCCAGUGGCUGAGAAGGCUCCGGGACGAGGACCGAGGGCGAGUCCCGAGGUGCCGGUCUGCAGACCUGUGGCAGCGAGACACCCACCGCGUGGGACACAGUCAGGCGACCUCCGUGCAAACACACCACCGUGGGCACCCUUGGCCUGCACCCCAUGCACCUCCCACCCUGAACCCCUCAUACCCUCACAGGCCCACCCCGCACAACACAAUCCUUCAACCACAGAGGCUGCGAUGACACCCACAGACAUGGUAAUGAUGUCAUACUGACCUUACACAGACACUUCUGCCAAACCCUUCCCCACUAUCACAGCCCUCUGCACACAGGCCAAGGCACCCGCAGCACCCGCUCACAGCCCUUCCCGUGCCGUGCCCCUGCCACUCUUCUGAUGCCCUUAUCUCCCCCACGCUUCCUCACCCACAGUACUUGGGGCCUGGGGAAGUGAGAACAGGAAGGCAUUCACCUCCAUCCGCGAGAGUUUCCAGGCCUCCUCGCACGCCAGGCAGCAUCUGGUCCGAGGGCAAACAGCACCCACAGGCCCCCUCCCAGCCGGCAAGGGCACUGCUCCGUCACUCCCUCUCCCCACACCCGGCCCUGCCUGUGGUCCCUAUGAAAUGUUAGUGGCACCCAAUAAAUGUUAGCGAUCCCUUCAAGGA